AGGGGGAGGCAGGAGGAGCAGGGAAGACACUGAAGAGACAUGCACCGAAACCUCCACCUUCAGGAGGAAGAUCACUAAGGAGCGCAUCAACCCGCAGGACAUUAAGCUGGAGCUGCUGCAGCUGGACAUGCAGCAGACAGAGUUAGAGAGGAAGGGAGCCGAGGUCGAGCAGAAACUCAGACACUGGGACACCGACUCGGACAACACGUUGGAUAUGAGCGCGCACAGCGACAUCGACGAUGACGACGAGGGAUUGGUCGAGUGGUUUGAGCUGGUCAACACGAAGAACAGGCUGCUACGCCGCGAGAACGAGCUAGUGUACAUGCAGAGGCAGCAGGAGCUAGAGGACAGACAUGAGGAGGUGGAGUUCCAGCUGCGCCGGCUCAUGGAGAAACCGGAGGGCGUUCAGACGGCAGACGACAGGAAGCUGGAGGAAGCUCUCCUCGCGGAACUCGUCGACAUCGUAACGAGUCGCAAUCAGAUCGUUGAGACGAUCGACGCUGACCGCAUCCGUGAGGAGGAGGAGGAUCGCAGCAUCUCCGAGAUGAUGCUGAAGCAAGGUAUGCGUAAGGCAGAGGUGGAAGAGGACACCGGGAAGAAAGGCAAGAAGAAGAAGAAGGAGAAGAAGGACAAGAAGAAGCACAAGCACUGACCUAUAGACUGCCGCCCGUUCUGCACGGACACCGGUACAUAUAGUUUGCAUUUAAACCGUCGCGCGUCUAUGCCUGACGUGACGUGGACGAUAGCGGGGGAGCAGGCGAUUGAUUCGUCAGAGCGGACGUGUACACGUGUUUGAUGACAUCAUCAGAACGCGUGCACGAGGGCGGACGUCAUUCCGCCCACAAGCUCCAGACGUUUCCGCAAGGACAGCUUCCGUCGUCGUGGCAACAGUGGUAUGACAGGUUACAUCGUCGUGGCAACAGUGAUACGACAGCUUAUGUCGUCGUGGCAACAGUGGUACGACAGCUUACAUCUUCGUGGAAGCCAUGGAAUAACUUUUUCCGUCGUCGUGGCAACAGUGGUAUGAGAACUUCCAUCGAUCCGAGAGAUGUUCCGUGCACACGCGCACCGUGCGUGUGACCGGCAGGGGUUGUACAGCACCCCACACCAAGGAGCUAAAUAUAACAAGGAGAGGAAGCGGAUUGGCUGUGUGCUUUUCACCUCAAGGGC
Priapulus caudatus is the source of this 1170-nucleotide messenger RNA. RefSeq names its product MICAL-like protein 1. The record is from RefSeq and is a predicted model, not a curated record. The transcript is spliced from 6 exons. NCBI's taxonomy places the organism in Eukaryota, Metazoa, Priapulida, Priapulimorpha, Priapulimorphida, Priapulidae. Bases 128 to 652 code for a protein of 174 amino acids.